UACUUACAGUAAAUUUUGUAACACAGCCUUGGUGUCAGUGGCAUGGAGCGGAAGCGUCUAAAAUUUUCUCCCUGGCCGGCGUGUUUGGCUAUUCGUGAGAAUCACUUACCAGCCGAUAUUCCGUAUAUCCCGAUUUUGAUCGAGGAUAUAUCUCGGUACGCGUCCUUACCCGAUUACGCGGAAAAUUGUAUAAAGAGCGUACAAACGAUCGGUGAGAUUAUACCCACUACCGCGCGAAAUUCUUAUUUACAAAGUAUUUCGUCGGAACUCGAGGUGAGAAUCACCCUUAGUUUAGAGGAGCUUCCUGCACACACUCUCUACUUCAAGGACCACAAGGGAAGGCAUCUGUUUAUAUGGGUAAAGCAGUCUAGUCCUUUUCAAAAAGAAAAGUUUCGUAUCUUUAAAGUUUUUGGAAUGUUGGAACAGAGGAAAAAUGAAGUUGUACUGGUAGCUUAUAAACUACUAGCAGUCCAAGAUGUACAAGGCAGCUUGAAUACAUUAUCAUUGUUGUCUUCAGCAGUUCGUCCCAUGUAUUACCAGUAA
Messenger RNA from Solenopsis invicta (red fire ant), 543 nucleotides. RefSeq lists its product as uncharacterized. The transcript is spliced from 2 exons. The coding region runs from base 43 to 543 and encodes 166 amino acids. NCBI's taxonomy places the organism in Eukaryota, Metazoa, Arthropoda, Insecta, Hymenoptera, Formicidae. The record is from RefSeq and is a predicted model, not a curated record.